Ictalurus furcatus (blue catfish) is the source of this 7998-nucleotide messenger RNA. It is a transcript of the gene foxp4, whose product is annotated as forkhead box P4. The transcript is spliced from 18 exons. The coding region runs from base 666 to 2753 and encodes 695 amino acids. Gene Ontology annotation, biological process: regulation of transcription by RNA polymerase II. Gene Ontology annotation, cellular component: nucleus. Gene Ontology annotation, molecular function: RNA polymerase II cis-regulatory region sequence-specific DNA binding; DNA-binding transcription repressor activity, RNA polymerase II-specific. NCBI's taxonomy places the organism in Eukaryota, Metazoa, Chordata, Actinopteri, Siluriformes, Ictaluridae. The record is from RefSeq and is a predicted model, not a curated record.
UCUAAACACAUCACCGCCGCUGCGCGCGAGCCGGAGUAAUCCAACACUGAUUUCUCCACGAAAAGAGAAAGAGUGAGCGAGGUGCGGGACAGGGGGAUGCCAGACAAGGCGAAGCGUUGCUGAGACUUGAGAAGAACAAGAAAAGAAGUGACAGAGAAGAAGAAGGAGAAGAAGAAGAAGAAGAAAGGGAAAAAAAGCACGGAGAGGAGGAAAAAGAAAGAAGGGGGAAGAAGCAGCUCCGGAGCGGCGUGCUCGUUUUCGCUUUCAUGAACUUUUCCGAGCGGUGACCAUGAGCUAGUGUGCGGCGGGGUAUUGUUUCUACUUAUCGUCCGGUCCGCCAGAGGAAGCUAAUACACGCGCAAAACCAAACAAAAAAGAGGAAGGACUAUAAUAAAGACCAACGAAGUCAUCUGAAAGUAAUGAUUCCGCGAUAUUGAUCACAGAUCGCAGGGUCCCUUUUUUUUUUUUUUUUUUUUUGCUUGUUUUUUUUUCCCCUUUUUUUUUGUGCUCGCAUCCUCCUGCGUCUCGGCGGUGUGUGUGAGUGUGUGAGCGGCUUUUGGAAAUCACCGGGACGUUUCAGCCAACCUGGGAGCGAGAACAUCCACAUGGUCGAGCGCGCGCCCUGAAAGUUCACUUCUUCCGAGUUUGCCAACAGGUGCCACGUGAUGAUGGUAGAAUCAGCAACUGAGACCAUUCGAACAGUGUCCUCCAACCAAAACGGAGUCAGCAGCCUGACCAGCCAAUCGGAGGGCGGAGGAAGGGAGGGCGGGUCCAACGGUGACGCCAAUGGGGAGAUCAGCCCCGUGGAUUUACUGCACCUUCAACAGCAGCAGGCUCUCCAGGCAGCACGCCAGUUCCUUCUUCAACAGGCCACAGGACUCAGCUCGCCCAGCAGUAACGAGGUCAAACAGAGCCCUGUACAGGUGCCCGUGUCCAUGGCAAUGAUGACCCCGCAGAUGAUCACUCCUCAGCAGAUGCAGCAGAUUCUUUCACCUCCACAGCUGCAGGCGCUGCUCCAGCAGCAGCAGGCUCUCAUGCUGCAACAGUUGCAGGAGUACUAUAAGAAACAGCAGGAACAGCUGCAUCUUCAGCUUCUCAGCCAACAGCAGCAAGCAGGGAAGCAGGCCAAAGAGCAGCAGCAGUUGGGCAGCAAACAGCUGGCUUUCCAGCAGCAGCUGAUCCAGAUGCAGCAGCUGCAGCAGCAGCACAUCAUCAACCUUCAGAGGCAAGGCCUUGUCGGAAUACAACCCAGCCAAGUCCCCAUCCAGGGCCUGCAGCAAGCCAUGUGUCCCACGGACCUGCAGCAGCUGUGGAAGGACGUGGCGGGCGUGCAGAACGCAGACGAGCCCAUCAAGCACGAGGGCCUCGACCUGAGCACCAACAGCUCCAACACUACCUCAUACACGGCCUCCAAAGUCUCACCUCAGAUCCCCCACCAUCCUUUGCCAAAUGGACAGAACUCCAUGCACACUCCAAAGAGAGACAGAGCAAGACUCUUUGAGUGGAUCUCGUCCUUCACCAAGGGGGAGUCCAGUGACGAGCAUCUCACCCCUUACCCCAAAGGCACUCCUCUACAGAGUACCCAUUCAUCCCAUGAGGAACACACAGCUUCACACCCACUCUACGGCCACGGAGAGUGUAAGUGGCCCGGCUGCGAGGCGCUCUGCGAAGACAUGGGCCAGUUCAUUAAACACCUCAACAGUGAACAUGCCUUGGACGACCGCAGUACAGCCCAGUGUCGGGUGCAGAUGCAGGUCGUUCAGCAAUUGGAGAUACAGCUGGCCAAGGAAAGCGAGCGUCUGCAGGCCAUGAUGACCCACCUGCACAUGCGUCCAUCAGAGCCAAAGCCUUUCAACCAACCACUGAACUUGGCGUCGAGCGCCUCUCUGUUGAAGCGGGACAGCGAGCCUUUCCCCGAGGGUUUACCUCACCCUCCCACUUCGGCUGCAGCUCCCAUCACCCCCCUUAGGCAGGGCCCGUCCGUCAUCAGCUCCUCCAGCCUACACGGUGUCGGUCCCAUCCGCCGGCGCAAUUCCGACAAAUACUGCACCCCCAUUGCAUCUGAGCUCGCGCAGAAUUGUGAAUUCUACAAAAACGCUGACGUCAGACCACCGUUCACGUACGCUUCUCUGAUACGGCAUGCUAUUCUUGAAUCCCCCGAGCGACAGCUGACUCUCAAUGAGAUCUACAACUGGUUUACACGAAUGUUCGCCUAUUUCAGGAGAAAUACAGCAACCUGGAAGAAUGCCGUGCGCCAUAACCUGAGCCUUCACAAAUGCUUUGUGCGAGUGGAGAACGUCAAGGGUGCUGUUUGGACUGUGGACGAAGUGGAAUACCAAAAGAGGAGACCACCAAAGAUGACCGGAAGUCCCACUCUGGUGAAAAACAUGAUUUCUGGAUUGGGCUUUGGCUCCUUGAAUGCCAGCUACCAGGCGGCGCUGGCGGAGAGCAGUUUGAGCCUCCUGAACAGCCCCACGCUGAUAAACAACAACACAGGAGCCAGCCUCAACAUGCUGCACAUAGGUCAUGAUGAUGUGAGCAGCACCGUGGAACAGGUGAACAGCAAUGGCAGCUGCAGCCCCGGCCUGUCUCCACAACAAUAUGGACACCAGAUCCACGUGAAGGAGGAACCCGCAGAGCUUGAGGAGGACAGCCGGCCCGUGUCCCUCAUUGCGUCCGUCACUCAGAACCUGAGCAUGCCCAGUGACGAGCGCGACAUGGAGGAGGAACUUCCCACGGAGGAGCUGGAGUAAAGGUGGGCGGGGUUUUGCCGUGCCCGCCUUUCCUUCUUGCGCAAGGCCUAAAUAACCACAAAGAGGAAAAACAAAGAGAGAUGAUACAUAAGCAACCCCAACACCAAGAAACCAAAACAGGGUGUACCCCUCAUCAGUCCAUCGUGCAUUUUAUUUUUUGUCUUUUUAGCUUGGUUUUGAUUUUUUAUGUCUCUCUACUUUUCCUCAGUUGAUCUCUUCACUAAGAAAAUGUUUUAAAGUCCCAGAGACAAGUUCUAAGCCACUCGUGUAUUUGAGACUGGUGCAGCCGGUUUGUAUCUCGUACUCGGAACAGUCCGUCUCAGACUGACGGGCAAACGCAUCACGAGUCCCCCAAAGCGUCUCACUCUGCUCUUACUGUCUUAUCAGCUUUAGUUCAUUUUUUUACUUAUUUGUUUUGCCUGAGAACUGCUUUGGGAUAAAAAUGCAGCUGUGGUUUACCUCGGAAUGACGUUCACACAUCCAACAAAGGAAAACAUGAACUAAACCAUUAGAAUGAACUGGUUCAAUCCUGGACUUUUAGGUUCUGUCAGGGGUGUGAUGCCCCUUUGCUGAACAAAAUAAAAUUGAAAAAAAAAAAAAAAACCACCAAGGGAUCAAAACAUGACCAGAGCAACUGACUCCCUUUGUCCUACCCUGACCUUUGACCUUAAGAUUUCUGGACUCUUGAAAAAAAGAGGGGUGGAGUUUUCCAGUCUUGGAGCAGUGUUAACAUUUUGUGAUGGCUAACCGGCUCAAUCUGUCUUCGUCUGACAUCUGAUGGCGAGAAACCAAACAGCUCUCUCUUUCUACUUUUGUUAGACCAGUCGAAGAAAAAAAAAAGAUGAAAUUGCCGUCGUCCCCCGGAAAAAAAAGACAUCUUUUUCAGGAAAAGGAACCAGGACCAACUGGUGUGUCAGCACUGGCAGCAAUGAUGAGGCGUCAAAGCUCAGAGACAUGACUUAACUUUGAUUCGAACGUGUGUGACGUAGCUUCUUGAUGCUCUUUUAAACAUUUAUUUCACAUUCAUUAUUUCACAGUCAGCGACUUCUACAGGAUCAGCCUUUCACAUUGUGGUGUACUUUAGUUAUAAAUAUGUAGGUUGAUUUUCUGUUGUUAUUGGGUUUUUUGGUUUUUUUUUUUAAAACUGAUGAAUUGUUAUCAUUCCAAAUGGGCUGGGUUUUCCUUUACCCAAAAUGCUCCAUUACCUAUUACUUAAAGAUUAUUGAGAAGAGCACUUACCAUCAAGGUAGCAACAGAAACAAGGACUACAAAAGAAACAGAGGACAUUUAAUACCAGGAACAUAGGCUCGAUCAAAGUGGGUUUGAAUGUGCAGGUUCUCUGUAAUAUCCCUCCCUACAGGCACUCUUUUUUUUUUCCUUUUUUUAUUUAACAUUUAACAUUUAAUUUCAGAAAUUCCUCUUGAAAUUCAGCUGCGAUACAAAGCGUUGUUUUAAAGAGAUGAUAUUGUGGUCACAGAAUACCUCAAUCCAUGGUAUUCCCUCGCAAUGUCAGGGGGAUUCUUACUGUGGCCUAACUAUUUCAAAGAUUUAUACAUCAUCUAGAUAUACGAAUGCUUAUCGAAAUGUCUGAUCAGCAUGUGAGAUUUACAAACUUUAGCUUUCACCGAACUUGGAUAAACACAUAAACAUUCAUGGCAGUGGCAUACCAAAUUCAAUUUUUAAUUUCAUUUCUUCUUUUUUUUCUCUCCCAAUUUAUUUUCGUUACAGGUUACCAAAGAGAUUUGUAGUAAACCAAAUACCCUCCGAUUUUUAAAUUUCUUGUCUUUUCUUUUCUUCUUACUAAAGAAACUGUCCAUAAAAAAGUUAUUCCUUAAAUUAUUAUGCUGUUAUUUUAUUGUUGUUGUUUUUUUUUUUUUAAGUUGAAUAUUAAGUGAUCUGUUAAAGACUUCUAGUGCAGAACAUUCCAAAAACCAAAGUGUGAGAUGCAAAAGAGAAUUUGGUGGUUACACUGUUUUAAAUAUAGUAUGUAAAGUGAAUGAGUUAAUCCUAUGGGGUGUAAGGCCAAAAAGAAGCAGUAUUGUCAAGCCUCUUUCAGUUCCUUAGAUGAUAAAGCACUUAACAAAAUAAAUAAAUAAAUAAAGCUCUACCCUCUCAUGCUCAGGCAACGGCAAAGUGUUAAGAACACAACCUUCGAAAACGCCUCAAGGUCUCAGAUAUGAAUACUUUUACAGACAUAAGGCACUUGAAUGACAAAUGCUCAAUAUACAAAUACUCAUUUUUCAUUAGAUUGUUUUUAUUUUUCAACAAAACACUCAUUUUUCACAUUGCCUUUGGUUUUAUUGACGGAGUCCAUUGAACAUUACUGUUUCAAACAUUUCAAACGUAUUCAUCUGAAGGAUAACCAACAGGAGAUAAAUAGACAUCUGUUCAAAAAAGAUAUACAAAACAGACAUUUGAGGGACAGCUUCAAUGACAAUUGCACUUCAACAAUCGUGUUUAAUCUGAGAGGAACUUUUUAAACAAAACACACUCAUUCUUUUUUUCUGUUUUAACUGAGGUUUGUUUAAUGCACCUGCUAAAGGAAUAUUUCAUUUCAUUCUUUACACACACAAAAAAAGAUAAAAACCAAAAAUGUUGCUACCUCCUUUUUGAAAUAGUCCACAGAAUAAAUGGCCAAUGAAAAACAUCCAUAGUUAUAUACACCGUCUUGUUUCCCAUUCAUCCUUUAAAAAAAAACCACAAAACCAAAAUAUGCUUGUGAACAAAAAGCUUGUCUGGCGAUCCUUGAUCCUGAAUUCAUUUGCAUGAAUGAAACCAAGCAAACAACACACACCAUGCUGACAAAAAAAAGUAAUAACUACCUCUCCCCUUCCAAAAAAAAUAAAAAAUGCUGAGUCUUGUUAAGUGCGAAGCAUUAAACGGUUACCAUUAUUUAAAAAGGUCUAUUCCAAAUUGCGCGUCCACCAUCUUUAAGCGAUCUAUUAGCAUAGUGUCUGUGUACAGGUCUGCGGCGAGGAGGCAUUAAUUGCGCGCUCUAAUUCCGCAUGCAUAACGAGGGGCCAGGCCCUGCUUUAAGCCAAUGAGGCGGCCGGUCAUUAGAGUGCGCUCAAUGGGCCAGUGUCAGAAAUGAUGAUGGGCAGAAUGCAUUAACGCAGGUCCUCUCGUUCAAACACCCCAAUCCCCCCCCCACGUCCGGCUUUCCAAUUAACGCAAAGCAUGGCUUUAUGGCGGCUUCGGGUCAGGGGGAAAAAAAGAGCACAGACGCCCGCACUGAGCAGCGCAGUUGAGUGUAGCAGUGACUAAUGACUAGUUUUUUUUUUUUAUUUUUUUUUUUUUGUGUUGUUGUUUGUUUGUUUUGUUUUUUUUCAUCCUGUAGAUCACUCAAAAGACGAGCUGCAAAGAAGCCGGCUAAGUAGUGCUGGUGAAACCAAAAUAUCCCAAAGAUAAACAUAGAGCUUAAACGUCCAUGCUAAAGAUGACUACGAUAAGGCAUAUAAACAGGAAUUGUGCUGAAUCUCUCAGUAAUAAGGAACUGCUGCAUUUACGCAUUUACGAAAGAACGUCAAUCGUGCUUUAAGGUACACACCUGUAAACAAAGUUGUUUUAUAAAGAUGUAGACUGAUGUAUGUCAGUGGUAUUAGCGAUCACCAUAAUGUUUUUGUUAAUCUUGUUGUAAUGAUGUAUUAUUGUAUAUUACAGCUUGGCUUAGCUCUCGAGGGCAUUUCUCUCCCCCAUACUUUUUGUCUUUAUAUAUUUUCUGCAGGUUUUUUUUUUUCUUAUUGUUAAUUUCCUACAUCCUUCUAGCUAUUGUAAAACUUCCUAUACUGUAUUGCUUACGCUGUAUCUAUUUAUCAUAUUAUGUGCUGCAGGUAUCAUUAUUUUCACUCCUGUUUUAUUUUUUUUCUUCACAAAACAUCUGGGACGAUGCUUUUUUUAAAAGUGUAUUAUCUCAAAAAAAAAGGAAAAAACGACGUAAAGAUUAAAAAAUUAGGUUAUGUGGUUUAGGUAAAAACACCAGUUUGUAUAUUUAUCUUAGUUAGGUCUAUUUUGAUACUUUUUCUUUUCUUUUUUUUUUUUGUCUCUGUAUUGCAUUUAUGCAUUUUUAAGGAAAAAAAGAGAGAAAACAACAUUUAAAAAAAAAAGUUGAAUUCAUUGUUGCAAUGAUACCUCAGAAGGACUUUUUUUUUCUCAAAGGACAGGACCAAAACCUCAAACAAGGAGAAAGAGAAAAAUACAAAUCCUGAAGAAAAGAAAAAUAUGUAGCCCUCUCUUGCUUUAAAAAAAAAAAGAACUUUGAGGUGUUUGUUGGUCCUUUUUAGGUGCCAAUAGAUGUAUUUGUACAGAUUCCCUUUAAACCAAAUCAUUCCUGUAGUUUGCAGAAACGUCUCAAAGCUGUCGGUCACUUGGCAAUGGUGUUUUAUAUUACAGCGAGUCUGUCUUUAUUCGUCACGUUGGUUCAGAGCCCAGUGGACUGCGCAGCAAGGCUCUCGUUAGCUUAAUUGGCAUUAAUGGCUUAGUAAUUAACAAGAAGCUGAUGUGUUGUUGUCGUUUUCAUGCCAUCACUGAUUCUAUUGAUUCUUUAUACUUUUUUCUUUUCUUUAAAUACUGUCCUCGAUCUCUAAAACAAUGGGACCAUGAUUUCUGCUACAGCCUGUUCUUUUUCUGAAAUCGGCUCUGUUGAUGGUUAUUUAUAAUAUCAUCGAAUUCCUUCCUAGUCAGUGCUAAUUGGUUAGAAAUUUAAAGCUUUUGCAUUGUGGGAUACCAAACAUGAUUCCAGUGUCACUGAAUUACACUUAAUCUGAGUUUAAUCAUGUAGGUCACCUCCUUUUUUUUUUUUACCAUUACUUCUAUUGAGCUGUCCAUCGAGCUCCAUUUCUGUGUGAUUGACAGCUUUAAUGUGACGUUAUCCAGGAAAUGGAUCCUUACCGAGGAGCUUUGCCUGAUGGUAUUAUUAUAUUAUUUUAUUUUUUUGGCCAAUCGAAUGGAUCUACCACUUUAGCUCUUCUUUCAUUUGCAUCUUAAGAAUGUGUGUACAUUUUUUAUCAGCAGUGAUUUCUAUGUACUUAGUUUAGUAUAAAUAUAUAUUUUUUUGUUUACCUUUUUAUUUUGUUUGAAACUUUCGAAUGAAAACUUUAGGGGAAAGAACACAUGGUGGUUCUGAGAUGGUAUUGAAAAAAAAGGCAACUAGCCAGCCACCGUUAUUGUUUUUAACCCUGGGGUGACCGUGUUUAUGCCAGUCACUGCCAUUUUUCUUCAUGCUGUAUAAAAAAAAAAAAAAAACACA